AUGCGUGCUCAAUCACUCGGUCUUGCUACUGUGCUGCUCGCCUUGAGCGGGCUUGCCAGUGCCCAUGGGUCCCAUUCGAACGAGAGCCCGUCUUCAGACUGGGCGACUCGUCACAUGCAGGAGGAACACCACAUUGACUCGUUCGACGCCGGUUCCUUCUUCACCCUUCAUGAUUACGACUCCUCCGGCAUGUGGACAGCCGACGAAGUGCGCAAAACAUACGGUCUCGACGAUCAAUCGAAUGCUGGCGUGACCGAGGAACAAAAGCAACAAGCCGUCCGGGAGGUGUUCUCUCUCUUCGACCCUGGGAGGACAGGCAUAAUUACUCGUGAUGACUGGAUGCGUCUGAUCUCGUCGGGGGUGCGGUUACCGGAUCUUGGAUAUGGGCCUGGUCACCACGGAGACAUUGAAUACGAAUAUGAAAUCCAUCACUUCGAGCAGUUCCACGGAGACGACGCGACGGAGGAAGAACUCACGCACCCGGAGGAUAUCGAGCACUUCCGGCAGCAUGAUCAGCUCGAAGAUGCUGCGGACCGGUUGGAGCAGCUUGAGAGGAUGCCAAUUGUACAGGCGAACAUACCGCAGAAGUUCCUUAGACAGUAG
Aspergillus ruber CBS 135680 is the source of this 603-nucleotide messenger RNA. Its product is annotated as nucleobindin SSP120. Lineage: Eukaryota; Fungi; Ascomycota; Eurotiomycetes; Eurotiales; Aspergillaceae. Gene Ontology annotation, cellular component: endoplasmic reticulum-Golgi intermediate compartment; extracellular exosome. The transcript has 2 exons. The record is from RefSeq and is a predicted model, not a curated record. Bases 1 to 603 code for a protein of 200 amino acids. Gene Ontology annotation, molecular function: calcium ion binding.